AUGCACCCGACUCCAACCCAUCGAUCGCUUGCAAUCCCCGUCACAGAAGAUGAUCCCUCAAUCCGCCAGAAAUACCGCCCCUUCCUCGACGCCAUCCCGUCCCACGCACCCGCGGCUUCAGACUGGACCAGGACCCUCGAACUAGAAAGCGUCCUCAGUAUGGCGGAGAAGAACAUUGCAGAUACAAAUAGUCGCUUGAAAGUUCUUGUUCUCUAUGGCAGCCUGCGUCGCCGCUCAUACUCGCGCCUCGUGGCGUUCGAGGCCUCGCGUAUCCUCUUCCGGCUGGGAUGUGACGUCCGCGUGUUUAACCCCGAAGGUCUACCCGUUAAAAAUGAUACGGAUCAUACGCAUCCGAAGGUCCAGGAGCUUAGGGAGCUGAGUAUCUGGAGUGAUGGGCACGUGUGGAUUUCGCCGGAGCAGCAUGGGAAUCUUACCGCCGUCUUCAAAAACCAAAUCGACUGGAUCCCCCUAAGCACAGGGAGCAUCCGCCCAACGCAGGGCCGCACCCUCGCAAUCGGACAAGUCUGCGGCGGCUCUCAAUCAUUCAACGCCGUGAAUUCCCUCCGCAUCCUCGGCCGCUGGAUGCGCAUGUUCACGAUCCCGAACCAGUCGUCGAUCCCGAUGGCGUAUACGCAUUUCCCGGACGAGGGGACGGGAGAACCGGGGGAUGAUCAGCGGCUGAAACCAAGCGGGAAUCGGGAUCGCCUGGUGGAUUGUAUGGAGGAGUUUGUCAAGUAUACGAUUCUGAUGAGGCCGCAUGUGGAGAGUUUUGGGGAUCGAUUUAGUGAGCGGGUGGAGAGGAGGGCGAAGGAGGGGAAGUAGAUUGGAUGGCUGUUAUAGAUCGGUAGAGGCAACGUGUAUAUAGGUAGUGCUGCCAGUGGUAGUUGGACGUCCGUACGUAGUCGGGAAGGCUCUUGUCUGCGACGAGGCUGACUUGACGGAAAUUACUUGAGAUACGGAGCCAUGGUCAGCUUGUCGCCGCCCAUUCUGCC
This is a messenger RNA of Aspergillus calidoustus, 992 nucleotides long. The record is from the annotation of a GenBank genome assembly. Lineage: Eukaryota; Fungi; Ascomycota; Eurotiomycetes; Eurotiales; Aspergillaceae.